AUGAUCAAGUUUCGGUAUAAGCGUAAAGAGUCGAGUGAUGGCGGCAAGAGUGGGACAGCAAUACAAAAGCAGAAAAUCGAGGGUCUUCGAGAUCGAGAAUUGCUGCCACCGAAAGACAUGUUGCUGACCGGCUCUCUGGCAGGCGUUAGGAACAACACUUUACCACGUUCACGUCCAGCCAGUUCAGCAAGACGAGAACCUGCUGAAUCGCUUGUCAAUCAAACAACAAUUUCAUUAUUUAGAGAGUUAUUUACUCAGCUGCAAUGGUCUGCCGAACGCGCGCCGGCUGCGGAUGCCCUCCGUCGUGCUCUUGGUGGCGGUGGUGCUCGUUUCCAGCUGGGUUGCAUGGCCGACGCUAGCGAAUGUUUCGAGCACUUACUCCUUCGAGUCCAUGCUCACGUGGCUGCUGGUUCCGGUGACAGAAGAGAUGAUGAUGCCUGCAGGGCGCCACACUGCGUACCCCACCGUAAAUUCGCUAUGAUGCUUGUUGAGCAAUCAGUAUGUGGCGCCUGUCAAGCAACUUCAGAACCUCUGCCAUUCACUCAGAUGGUUCAUUACGUAUCGGCAACAGCAUUAACAGCUCAAGCAGCACUAGGUGAACAUGGAGACAGUUUUGGACUGCUACUUCGAAAAGCUGGAGGAAUGGGCGAUAUCAGAGACUGCCCAAAUGCCUGUGGGGCCAAGAUACAAAUAUGCAGAACCUUAAUGAAUCGUCCUGAAGUAGUGUCCAUCGGUAUGGUCUGGGACUCAGAACGGCCUGCGGCGGAGCAUGUGGCAGCGGUGUACGCGGCGCUUGGUACUGAAUUACGGCCAACUGAUGCUUUCCAUGCGUGUGUCGAUCGCGCGUGGGCCGCGCGAGCUACGCACAGACUUGUUGGGCUCGUGACAUACUACGGCAAGCACUACUCCACCUUCUUCUUCCAUAGUAAACUCCGCCUAUGGAUAUACUUCGAUGAUGCGGACGUCAAAGAAAUUGGUCCGGAGUGGUCACACGUUGUGGAAAAAUGUCAGAGAGGACGAUUCCAACCACUCCUACUCUUAUACGCAGCGGUUGAUGGAACGCCGUGUGACACUCGUCAUGCUCCUAAAGAUGUUGUUCCAUUUCCUGCCCCUGAGCCACGACGUGCGGUAACACCUGCACCUGAACGUCCAACCACAGGAUUUGCUCGACGAGCAGUUACACCAGGCCCUGAUAACGAGCAUGACUAUGUUAGUAGAAAAGCCGUUGAAAACAUACUAGACGUUCAAGCUAAUCGACGAGCGCAACAACUAGCAAGAAGUUUAAGUACUGGUUCUGGAUCUGACACACAAGAGAGGUCACGAGCAAGGAGGGACUCGGGAAAUUGGAGUGGUGACCGGAAUAGCGCAUCAUCUGCCUCGUCAUCAACUGUUGAAAGCCCAUAUAUGUAUCCUAGAAGUCGAGGUGCUGGUAGCGUUCCUGGAAGCCCAACCCGCAAAGGGGAACUCUCCAGUGGAGGCUCCUGUGAUGCGGGGUAUGACUCAUAUUCCCUGUCAUCCACUGAUAGCCUUCCCCUGCAACAGGGUUUACGUCACAACUUACAAAACUUACCACUAGCUCAAAUACCUGAAAUAACUACACGGGGCCAUUGUGAAGCUCUUUGUUUAGAAGCUGACGGGUUAUUAGAAAAGUCUCGUCAUGCAGAAAACUCGGCUGAUUACGAAAAUGCUUUGGUUUUAUGUGACGCAGCUGCUUCUAAAGCUCGUGCAGCAAUGGAUGCUCCUUACAACAAUAGUCAUAUGGUAACAUUUGCUCGCAUGAAACACAACACUUGCGUGAUGCGUACUCGCAGUCUUCAAAGACGAAUGGCAGGCAUGACCAGAGUCACUGAGAUUCCUCAAGCAGCUCCGAUCAGGAAUACAAAAGGGGGCCUAGAAAGUUCACCGGUCACAAUCGAAAUCUACGCCACGUUGCCGAAAAAGAAAGGAUCCUCAAAAAAAUCUCCUAAAUGUAUUGAGGAUGAUAUCGAUACUAUUCCACGUGACCGACCUCCGAGACAUAAAUCUAGGGAUGAGGAUAAAGUUAGAGAAAAGCGAUCUAGAAGCGAGGACAGAAGUAGAGGUCGAAAAGAACCCAUCGUCGUAAAAAUUAAUGAGAAAAAAGAGGAAUCUGCAGAAGAUAAAAAAGCUAAUAAGAAACAACACAAAAUUCGUAGAAAAUUAUUGAUGGGUGGCUUAAUACGAAGAAAGAAUAGAUCAAUGCCAGAUUUGACUGAAGGUGCCGACGGAAACGCUGAAACAACGAACAAAGAAAAACGUGUCUCAUCAGUUGAUGACACUGAAGUCGGCCGUACGGUUGAAGACAAAACAAAUCUUAGUGGAUAUUUAUCAGAGGGACAUUUAGAAUAUUCAGUUACCAGCGGUACUAACCCAAACCUUGAGAGAAGUAAAUUGAUGCGAAAGAGUUUUCAUGGCAGCGCUGGUAAAAUGCUAACAGCGGCCAAAGUACCCCCACCACCACCUCUACGAACUACUUCUCAACUUACCGCUCCCAAAUACGCCUACAUGGAACAUGGAAAAGCCACUUACCCUAAUGAAAUUGAAGAAGAUGGCGGUUUUUCAGAGCAAUACGGCGAUGAGCCCCAGUCACUUCCAUUCCUUCAUUCUUACGAAGAGAAAUCUGCCGGUCACUAUGAUAGGCUAGACAACUCACCUUCACAAAAUUUCCACACAGUAGUGACAAAAGCUAUGAUUCAUCAAGAACAAAGUCCAGUAAAGAGAGACACUUUACCGCCAAUACAACCACAACAUAAUACAAUACAAACUUAUAAUACAAUACAAAACCUCACUAACACUUUCGAUAACGGUGUUGAUGUGGUAGAUUGCGCAAUGCCUAGAAGAUCACCCACAAUGUUCGAACUGCCUCCUUAUCCUAGUCCUAUGAACUCUGUCAACCACUCGCGACAACCCAGUGAGGAGUUUCCACCUCCUCCUCCACCCAUUGAUCUAACGCCGUUGCAUGAUGAGCUAGAAAUGAUCCAAAGCCUUGACCCAAACUUUGAUAGAGAUGUUCCUGGCAUAAAAGGCUUGCUACUCUCGAAUUUGCAAGAUAAAAGGAAUCAAAUACUCAGAAAUACAUGUGAACCACUACAAGUAGAACAUCAUGUUGAAAAGUUAACUACUCCACCAUCAUUGUUAAAAGAGCUGCAAGCUAAACAAGCAGCAUAUAAGUUGAAGAGAUCUGGAUCACUGGAAAGACAAUUAUCGGGUCCCGAAGAAAAUCACUUGGUGUUCGAGAAUAAUAACAACGUAAGGAGUAUAGCUUCCAGAUUCGAAAGCAACUCCCCAAAUAUGAGCCAAGAAGGUGACAGAUCACAAUUAGGUUUCGUGGGUAUGAGUGGCAAUAGAGAUGUUAUAAACUGCUCCGACCAAUCAAAUGCUGGACUUAACCGACGGGCAUCUGCUUCUUCCAUUGAAUCUAAACAAAUCGAAGAAGAGUCUUGCGAUCCGAAGUCCGUCACUAACGCUUGCAGUGACCGUUCUUCUAAAUCUAAAAAGAAAUCGGUAUCCUUCUGUGACCAGGUAAUCCUAGUAUCUACAGCCGAAGACCAAGAAGAUGAUAGUUAUAUUCCAAACCCUAUUUUAGAAAGAGUCUUGAAAUCGGCUUUGAAUAAACCCGAAUUGACAACAAUGCCUCUGCAAUCAGAUAAGCCAUCUCUCCAGCGGCAAGACUCCUUCGACAGUCAAUCUUCGCGUUCAACGAUAUCCUCGUUAUCACAAAACUCGUAUGUGGCUAAUAACAAUCCACAACAAGAACGUGCUGAGUAUGUCCGUCUACAUUACAACCAACCGACUUACCAACCGACACAGAAUCUUUUGCAACAACAGUACAAUAUGCAGAAGAAUAGCAAUGUUUACGGUACAAACUCAGCACUGCAAACUGCACAAAGUCAAACCCAUAACAAUAAUCAGAACUGCCCAUCUCUUGCUACCAAUACACCACUAAACACUACGAGUCCAAUACCAUACACUCAACCCCCGUCAGUAUAUGCCAAUCACAGCAACUCAAGCCCACCGAACUUUAGCCAAAAUCCUGCGAAUAGACUGACUCCCAUACAACACAAUGUUUACAUGUCAAAGCAUCCCAGUAAUUUACAGAAGUCAGAGCCUAACAUAUGUCAGCAUCAACCUUCUCAACUUCAACUGAACCAGCCAAAUCAAACGAUCACCAACGCGUACUACCACAGAGUACCACAAACAUCGUCUGCUUCGACAAUGCCUAACACAAAUUACAACACAAACCGGCAAUACUCAUCAAGUAGCAACCAUUCGCCUUAUCAAAGCGUGCCCACCAAUUUACCGGCUUAUCAAAGCUCUCAUAACCCACCGACUAGCUACGUAAGUUCCGAAUAUUCUAGUCGAUAUCCAUGGCCGAACAACAGUACAAAUCACUACACACAGUCACCAUAUCAGAGAGUACCGCCACCUCACGGCGAGUUACCUAUAGACAUCGAUACAUAUCCACAGAAAAGGCCAACGAAUUAUAGUGUAGAAGACACCCAACCUCGCAUACAAGAUACGAGGCAUUAUGCCAACUCGCAGCAGCAGCGCUUGUACAACCAGAACCCAGACAUGGAUGUAACCAAUGAGCAAGGACAAUACCAGUACAACCAAAACGGUUACAACCCAUAUCAACACAUACCGCUUAUACAACCGAAACAGAUGCAGAAAAAGUCUGUGUCGUUCGAACCUGGUACGAAGGGAGGGACAGAUUCGCCAAUUCCUCCCCAAAUGAACAUCACCCCUCGUUGGAUGGCAAUGGCGGUUAACGAAGGACAAACGGCACAAAAAAGCCUAUGUAACUUGUGUCGAAAGAAAACUGUAAACCCUCCAGCGAUGUACUGUCCAGAUUGUGACUUCUAUAUGUCUAGGUUCAAGCCCCGUUCAUAG
Messenger RNA from Arctia plantaginis, 4908 nucleotides. Lineage: Eukaryota; Metazoa; Arthropoda; Insecta; Lepidoptera; Erebidae. The record is from the annotation of a GenBank genome assembly.